AUGGCGAACACGUUUCGCGGUGUGACGGUUUCAGCCGUCAACAAUGACGGUGCUCUAACUCCGCGCUUCAACUUCCCUACAAACGUAAACGUGGAUUACGACCCGCAAGGUCUAAGUGUUAAAGUGAUACGUGCUGAUCCUGUGCUGGCUCAGGAGGUGCUAGAGUUCCCCGUCCACAGUCAGAGCGAGUGUUCACGGGUUGCCGGACAAUCGUAUAUUUUUACGAUAGAUAAUGAAACAUUGUUUUUUAAGUUCGCCUCCGAUGUUGACUGUCAGAACUUCCAUCUGCUGGUUAGUAAAAUCAAGGCCGGUAGAUCGUCAUCUGUGUUUACGGUGCGUACGGAGGACUCGUCGGCGAUGCAAUAUUUCCAAUUUUAUGGUUACUUGAGUCAGCAGCAGAACAUGAUGCAAGAUUACGUGAGGACGAGCACGUAUCAGAGAGCUAUUUUAUCAAAUAUCAACGACUUUAAAAAUAAGGUAGUUCUAGACGUGGGCGCAGGAUCUGGUAUUUUGUCUUUCUUCGCGGCUCAGGCUGGUGCUCGUAAAGUAUAUGCUGUCGAAGCGAGCAAUAUGGCGCACCAUGCGCAGGCCCUGGUCCGAGCUAACGGCCUGCACGACCGCAUCACAGUUGUCGCGGGCAAAAUUGAAGAAAUUGAGCUACCGGAGACUGUAGAUGUUAUUAUAUCCGAACCAAUGGGCUAUAUGCUAUACAAUGAACGUAUGUUAGAAACGUACUUACAUGCUAAAAAAUGGCUCAAACCCAACGGUAAUAUGUACCCUACUCGUGGUGAUUUACACAUAGCACCCUUCACAGAUGAUGCUUUAUUUAUGGAACAGUAUAACAAAGCCAAUUUUUGGUACCAAGCUUGCUUCCAUGGAGUUGAUCUCAGUGCGUUACGCACAGCUGCCAUGAAGGAAUAUUUUAGACAACCAAUAGUUGAUACCUUUGAUGUACGUAUUUGUAUGGCAAGGUCAGUGAGACAUGUUGUUGACUUCCUAAAUGCGAAUGAAACUGAUUUACAUCGCAUCGAAGUGCCGUUCAGAUUUGAAUUAACACAAUCCGGAACUUGCCACGGUCUAGCAUUCUGGUUUGAUGUACUGUUUGCAGGUAAUACUCAACAUAUAUGGCUGUCUACAGCACCAACUGAACCCUUAACACAUUGGUAUCAAGUUAGAUGCCUGCUUGAGACACCAAUUUUCGCUAAACAAGGCCAAGCAUUAUCUGGUCGUGUUCUUUUAUUAGCCAAUAAGAGACAAAGUUAUGAUGUUACAAUGGAAAUCAACUUGGAGGGAACUAACAUUUCAUCGUCCAAUACGUUAGACUUAAAGAACCCCUACUUUAGAUACACGGGAGCACCAGCUGCUCCACCCCCAGGGGUUAACACAACGUCUCCAAGUGAAACAUAUUGGAAUUCUAUAGAAUCCGCUGGGUCUUUAAGCAACGGCCAAGGCGUUAUUCUGACUGACGGGACACAGCAGUAUUGCUCAACACCUGAUCAAACUAUUACUUACGGAGCCCAUCCGAACAUGAUUAAAACAGUGAUGCUCCAGGAAGAAUUCAUCAAGAGGAUCGGGAUUAGUCAAAAUGGUGACAUAUAA
This is a messenger RNA of Melitaea cinxia (Glanville fritillary), 1599 nucleotides long. It is a transcript of the gene Art4, whose product is annotated as histone-arginine methyltransferase CARMER. Gene Ontology annotation, biological process: peptidyl-arginine methylation. Gene Ontology annotation, molecular function: protein-arginine N-methyltransferase activity. The record is from RefSeq and is a predicted model, not a curated record. NCBI's taxonomy places the organism in Eukaryota, Metazoa, Arthropoda, Insecta, Lepidoptera, Nymphalidae. The transcript has a single exon. The coding region runs from base 1 to 1599 and encodes 532 amino acids.